AUUCAGAUUCAGAUUCAGAUUCAGAUUCAGAUUCAGAUCUUGGCUUCGAUUCUCUUGGUUUAUGUACGCGUAAGGAGCUUCCCUCCGGCCUUUCCUGCUUGGCUUUAAGCUUAGCUGUCUUUUUUAUUCCACCUCCAACAAACCUCUUCCUGGAUAGCUUCAUCCACUUUCCACGAGGUCUUGCAAUAAGCGGCGCCAUCAUUCCAUUCAAUUAGUGACCACUCUAUUUGCGACAACCACAGCCAUGGCUCACCUCACCAUUCGCAAUCUUACUAUCAACCCAAUCGAGCUCAUUGAAAUCGAGAGGUUCGAGGGCCAAACUGUGAGAACUGGCAAUGUUCUCUCAAAUAUGACAAGCCAUAUCAGUGGCUUCAUCAAGGCUACUGACUUCAGCUCUCGUCAAACCCAGGCCAAGGGCGAUCCCAUCCACAAGGAAAAAGCCUCUGUCAAAGUUGAGCCCUUCAAGACCAAGGAUUCUGGAAUCCGAGCCGCCGACAAGAAUAAGGAGGUGGUCCGUCUUACCUUCAAAUAUGAGGAUCACAAGUAUCAAGUCGACAUCCCCAGCCCCUCCAACAAAUCUUCUGUCAUGAAGAACCUGGACGGAGGCAAACAUGAUCUCACUGUCGUUUAUACCCCCAACGGUGCCUUCCUUGCCAUCUUCUCUUCUGCCCAGCUGCAUCGCUGGAUGCACGAGCUUCACGACGAAUGGCCACUCACCCUGCUUUCGAUUCCUGGCACGCACAAUUCUCCUACAUGCUAUACUGCGCUUCCUUCUGUUCGAUGUCAAGCAGUUGACGUCAUGGAGCAACUCAAAAAUGGUGUUCGGUUCCUCGACGUUCGAGUGUCCGUGAGUCCUGACGAUGAUGAACUUGCUCUUGUCCACAGCGUGUUUCCCAUUUCCUUGACUGGCACCAAGUACUUCAAAGACAUGCUCGAGGAUAUUUACAAGUUCCUCGACGAGAACAGCAGUGAGACUGUCAUCAUGAGUAUCAAGCGCGAAGGUACUGGAAAGGGCAACGACGAACAACUCGGAAAAUAUCUGAAGCACAGCUACGUCGAUAAAAGACGAAGUCGAUGGUGGACUGAGCCCAAGAUUCCAACUCUGGGUGGUGCCCGUGGUCGCAUUGUCAUCGUCCGCCGCUUCAACUUGGACGGCGAGAUGAAGAAGACAUGCUGGGAUGGUCGAGGUUGGGGUAUUGAUGCAGGCGCCUGGCCCGAUAACUGUGAGGACGGCAAGGUGCCAGGAGGUAUCAUCCGUGUCCAAGACUUUUACGAAAUUACCGAGAGCCAGAACAUUGAGAAGAAGAUUGAGUACUGCCGUCGGCAACUCGAACGCGCUGCUGAGCAGACCUUUGCUCUCGCCGGGAUGGAUGGUCAUAAGGAGGGUGCUAGUUUACCCCCCUUGUUCGUCAACUUCCUCACAGCAAGCAACUUCUUCAACGCAACCUGCUGGCCAGAGCGUAUUGCCGCCAAGGUCAACCCCUCUGUUAUCGAGUACCUCUGCAUGUGCCACGGCGAGGAUGGCAAGGGGCCAAACAAGCUCAAGAUCGGUUCUGCAGGUACAGGAGUCGUCGUUACCGACUGGGUAGGCCACAAGGAUGAUUGGGAUUUGAUCCGCUGUAUUGUUGGAAUGAACGCGAGGCUGCAGCUCAAGAAAUAAGUUUAGCAUAUGCCAUAGAGUGAACGAGAACACGACGGGCGUAAAAAAUAGAUAUCUAUAGCUAUCCCAUUCCCAGGUAGGAAACCUCUACAAGAAUCACACAUAUUCACAAAAUGAAAGGCGUAGCAUGGCUUGGUAAAUUAUAUAUUUCAAAGUUACUUA
Messenger RNA from Fusarium oxysporum Fo47, 1822 nucleotides. Its product is annotated as PLC-like phosphodiesterase. Lineage: Eukaryota; Fungi; Ascomycota; Sordariomycetes; Hypocreales; Nectriaceae. The record is from RefSeq and is a predicted model, not a curated record. The coding region runs from base 245 to 1660 and encodes 471 amino acids. The transcript has a single exon. Gene Ontology annotation, molecular function: phosphoric diester hydrolase activity. Gene Ontology annotation, biological process: lipid metabolic process.